GUUACCAGAUCAACGCACCAUUUGGCAUUUGCCAUCAUUGCUUGCUUUAUCGACAACAGAGACUGCAAUCAGCACUCCCUCUGUCUUUCUGUCUCUCUCUCACGUCUCAGACAGUGAAAAAAGAAAGAGAGCUCUGAAUCAAAGAAGAAGAAUAAGAAAGUCAUCGGAAUCGGUGCGUGUGCUUUUGUGAUGAGAAAAUCAGACGGUGUGGGCGUUGUUUACUCACCAUGGACAACACCGUCGUUGCUGGUGUUGGCUAUCCUCAUUUCGUUCUCAUCAUUUCGGACCGUUGAUUCACAAUCAGACGGCAACAAACUACUCCAAUGGCAGAUUCUCACCAAACAAAACUUCUCCUCUCAGAUCCGACUCCACCCACACCUCCUCCUCAUGGUCACCGUACCAUGGUCCGGCGAGUCUCGGUCUCUCAUGAAGCAAUUAGCUCACAUGGCUACUAAUAAGGAAGAUAAGUUUGGCACCCUAAAGCUGAUGGUCUUGUAUAGAAGCACUGAUAGUGCGCUGGCAGAUGCCAUUGGUGCUACAGAGGGAAUAUCAAUUAUAUACUACCACAAUUCCUUGUCUUAUAAGUAUCAAGGGAGACUUCGAGUUCAAAAUAUAUUAUCAUCCAUUUAUUUUUUUAUAUCGCAUUUUCCUGAAGAAAUUCCCCUCAAAUCUCUAGAUACACCAGAGGAUUUGAAAAAAUUCCUUGAAUCAACUGACAAGGCUCUGCUUCUCCUUGAAUUUUGCGGAUGGACCCCCAGAUUGCUGGCCAAGGGCAAGAACAAUGAAACUGAAAAUGCUUUCGAGGAACUUUUUGGAACAGGUCUGAAUGGAGAGACUAAUAGAACACUAGCUGUCGAAGGGAAGAAAAACCAGAAGGGGAUUGAAAAUGAGAAGAUGACAUGUGGAACUGAAAAUGGGUUUAAUGGAAUUCCUUGGCUUGGGGAAUUGAGCUCUGUAAUUGAAAGUGCUUUCCUGAAGUCUGGGAAUAUGAGCCCUAGUGUUGGUUUUUCCUGUAGCUUUGAAGAGUUCCAGAAGUUUGAAACUUCCUUCUCAGAGUUCAUGAUAGUUGUGAGGGAAAAUCUUCUGUCUCCUGAAAGGAUAAGAUUUGGUCUGGUUUCUGACAGAUCAUUACUUUCAUCUCUGGGUGUUGAAGAAUCUAGUUCAUGGUUGACAAUGCUUUACUUUGCGGGAUGUCCUAAUUGUUCGAAGUUUCUCAGAGAAGGGGAUGAUCUCAGAAGUGUUCUACGGAUGCAUAAUUCAUUAGUUACUGAGCUGGAAGAUGAUGGACAUGAUCUUGAACCUUCUUUACCUGCAGAUAAGCCAUCAAUACUUCUUUUUAUUGAUAGAUCAUCUGACUCAUUAGAAACUACAAGAAAUAGCAAGGAGGCUCUUGGUUCUUUCAGAGACUUAGCACUGGACUAUCUGACUUCACAUCAGAUGGCUGGAUCAAACAAUUCCAAGCCGCUGAAAUUGUUAAUUGAAGCUUAUCAAGCAUCAAGGCGUACAUCUGGACAUAAAAAAGUAGAACCUCUUACAUCUCAAAAAAUAACACUUGAGGAUAAGAUUUCUGUCAUGAUUAUAAAUGGGGAAAAACAUGUCAGUUUAGAUAAUAUUGCUUCAGAUUUACAUGGUAGUUCCUUGCAUGACAUCUUGGCUCAUGUUCUUCAGCGUAAGAAGGAAGUAAAAUUAAGCUUACUUGCAAAAGAGGUAGGCUUCCAACUUUUAUCUGAUGAUUUUGACAUCAAAAUACCAGAAGCUUUACCGGCACCAACAGAAGUAGUUCAGUCUAAUCAAGCAUCAGCACAACUUCCCAUGGAAAGUUGCCUUAAAAGCAAUGUUGAUUUGGGCAAGGAUCAGAUAUUGGAUAUGGCCGGUACAUCUACUGGGGAGCACGAGGAACAACCCAAACCUAAUGUUGAUGAGACUUCUCAGUAUAAUGAUGAGAUGAAAGCUUUUGAUACAGGCACAGAGUUCCCUGUAGAGCCUGGCCAGUAUAAUAGAAAUCAAGUACUUGAUAGUGCUGAAGAUGAGAAGGCUGAAAAGCAAACCUCUUCACAGGUAGAGAAGUCAGAGGAACAGGAGCUUCUCACAAAAGGUGUUAGGUUUCCCUUUUUCUUUUUUGAUGGUGGAUAUCGUUUACUUAAAUCUCUAACUGCCGGGUCAAAGAUUCCGUCGGUGGUUAUUGUUGAUCCUGUAUUACAACAACAUUAUGUCUUUCCUGAAGAGACUGUUUUCAGCUAUUCUUCCCUAUGUGAUUUUCUUGAUGGGUUUCAGAAUAGAAGUCUUCUGCCAUAUCAACAAUCCGAGUCUGUUGUUCUGAGGCCUAGGGAGGCUCCAAGUCCACCGUUUGUUAAUCUGGAUUUUCAUGAGGUGGAUUCUAUCCCUCGGGUCACCACCCAUACAUUUUCUCAGAUGGUUCUCGGUUUUAAUGAGUCUGAUGGUACACACGUCGCUCAUGCUUGGAAGAAGGAUGUCUUGGUCCUUUUCAGCAACAGUUGGUGCGGGUUCUGCCAAAGGAUGGAGCUGAUAGUUCGUGAAGUAUACCAGGCGGUCAAAGGCUAUGCGAACAUGCUGAAAAAAGAAUCUAGGAACCAAAAGUCUAUGUUUAGCAGUGAUGACUUAAAGGAUAACAUAUUGACGCUUCCGCUGAUUUACUUUAUGGACUGCACACUGAAUGACUGCAGUUUGAUCCUAAAAGCAAUGGCUCAGAGGGAAGUCUAUCCAUCUCUGCUGUUAUUUCCAGCAGAAAGGAAGAAUGCUGUCUCUUAUGAAGGAGAUAUUGCAGUAUUGGAUAUUGUCAAGUUUAUAGCUGAUCAUGGAAGUAAUUCUCAUAGUCUUGUCAAGGAAAGUGGAAUUCUAUGGACUGGAGUAGGACAAGGAAGCAGGAACCAGAAUCUAUGUAAAGAUGGAUUACAAACUGCAGUUCAUGAGGAAGCUUCUUUGACAAGGGACAAAUACCAUGAAGUUCUACUGAAAAACAGGGCACCAAAAAUAGCAGGUAGAUACAACCGGAUAAGAUCACACACACCAAAUGGCCUACACGAAACAGCUUCUCAAGUGGUGGUUGGUUCCAUCCUUCUAGCAACAGACAAGCUCCUCAAUGUACACCCUUUUGAUGAAUCGAAAAUUCUCAUUGUGAAGGCAGAUCAAGGUACAGGAUUUCAAGGUCUCAUUUUUAACAAGCACAUCAAUUGGGACUCUCUUAAUGAACUUGAGGGAGGUUUAGAGCUGCUAAAAGAAGCUCCUUUGUCCUUUGGGGGUCCCAUGGUAAUAGGAGGAAUGCCUCUUGUUGCAUUAACUCGUAGAUUAAUUAAAAAACAACACGUGGAAGUCUUUCCCGAUGUUUAUUUUCUUGAUCAACGGGCCACCGUUCAGGAAAUAGAAAGGCUCAAAUCAGGAAACCAAUCUGUUACUGACUACUGGUUUUUCUUGGGGUAUACGAGUUGGGGUUGGGACCAACUAUUUGGUGAGAUUGCCGAAGGAGCUUGGAACUUGAGCAAUGGCAAUACGAAACAAUUCUAUUGGCCAUGGAGGUGACUUAAAUUCAUUGCUUUGAAGAACUAGAUAGGAGUGGGUCCUGGUAUCUGGGUUUUAGAAGUUGGCGUCAACAGCAGUUUUGAAUCUAGUUGGAGUUGACAACCGUCCUGUGGACAGUAACAGCAGCUUAUACAUGCAUCCAUGUGAAAUAAACACCUUAGAUUUUCUUUUGGGGGAUCCAAAGGAUGAAAACCAAUCGAAAUCUGAGUUCGGGUGAGAAAAUUAUCAGUUGGUGUCGAUUGGAGUAUUGAGCUUCCUUGUUUUGUGUUGACUAUGGGCUGCAUAUUCUUGGUUAACGAUGAGAGGUCAUUCACUUGCAAUUUGGAUAACGUUCUGUUGUGCCAUCAGCACGUGUUGAAGCAGCUGCCGCUGGCAUUGAAACAAGAUUACUGUUAAAAGUAUCCUGAUAAUUUCAUUAAAUUUGUGGAAGUGAGUGUUUAGUCCUUUGGUGAAUGAAAUAUUGGCUUAGUUUUGCUGUUUUCUGUUUUACAGUUCGACCUCAUUUUCUGAGUUGGACUGAAACGAUAAAAUGAAAAUUUAUGGUUCUCAUUUUUGUUCAA
Molecule: messenger RNA, 4097 nt
Organism: Cornus florida
Lineage: Eukaryota; Viridiplantae; Streptophyta; Magnoliopsida; Cornales; Cornaceae
Exons: 8
Coding region: 190-3537 (1115 amino acids)
Source: RefSeq, a predicted model, not a curated record